Suillus clintonianus is the source of this 912-nucleotide messenger RNA. RefSeq lists its product as uncharacterized. Lineage: Eukaryota; Fungi; Basidiomycota; Agaricomycetes; Boletales; Suillaceae. Bases 1 to 912 code for a protein of 303 amino acids. The record is from RefSeq and is a predicted model, not a curated record. The transcript has a single exon.
AUGGUCAAAGAGGUGCGUAGCAACAUCAGUGUAUCAGUAGAUGAACUGGUGAAGGCAGCGAAAUGCGCCAACCAAGACAACUUGCGCAGCCAAGCACCUAUGGCUUUGCCAGGGUCUAACAGACCACAAUCAUAUGCGGCAGUAGUAAAAGCUAACCCUCCCCUGAUACUGACAAAGGCGCUAGCAAAAAGCGAGGCACACGCUCGACAGAUCCUAAUAGACAGAAGAUCCCCGCUCUACUCCAAUACACUCAGAGACCUUACAGAGGCGCAGCUAGUAGCAAAGGCCACACUAGCCAUAGAACUAAUGACCAAGGACGACAACAACAUCCCCGAAGGCAUGGUAUUCUUAUCAGCAAGAAGACUACCACAUGGCGGAGCGCUCUAUGAACUCAACUCAGCCGAGUCCGCAAGAUGGUUCGACAACCCCGCAAACAGAAGCAAGUUUCUGGAACAUUUUGGAAUAGAAGUAAUGAUCAAAGAUCGAUCGUACCACGUAAUAGUCGAGAACGUACCGAUUUCCUUCAUACCCGACAACUACGCAGCACUGGCCGAAGUAGAGAAGAAAGCCGGGCUCAAACCCAAAGCGAUCAUCAAAGCAAGAUACAUUAAACCGAUUGCUAGGCGCAACCCGGGACAACGCACAGCCCACGUUAUCUUUACAUUCAGUGCCAAAGAAGGGGCGAACCAGGCGAUUAGAUUUGGUCUAUCAGUCGAAGGUAAGAAGGUCUACGGAAGAAAGCUGAUCCAGGAACCCACUAGAUGUCUUAAAUGCCACUCCUACGAAGGCACACACGUAGCCGCCACCUGCCCUCAAGAACACGAUAGCUGCGGAACGUGCAACGAGCAACACAGAAACCGCAGAAUGCACAAUCACGAACCAGGAACUGUUCAAGUGCAGGAACUGCAAUGA